CUCACUGUGGGAAGCUAUAAAAAGCAAAGAGGGAGGGGGAGAGAGCAGAGAGAGCGAGCGGGAGCCCGCGGCGAGCGUAGCGCAAGUCCGCUCGCCUGGCGUCGCUGCGCUGGCAGCGGUUUUCUGUCUCUUGUGAGUCAAGGGACUACGCUUCGGGGCAACUGUGAGUGCGCGUGUGGGGGACCUCGGUUCUCUUCAGAUCUCGAGGAUUCGAUCCGGGGACAUCUCCUGAUCCCCUACUAUAGCGCCUGCUAACUUUGAAAAGGAGCAUUGUGUCCUGCAAAGUUUGACACAUAAAGGAUAGGAAAAGAGAGGAGAGAAAAGCAACUGAGUCCGAAGGAGAAGGAACUGGUGCGGGCCUCCUGAUCAAUUAAAAGGAGAAUUAAACCGCCGAGAUCCCGGCGGGACCAGGGAGGUGCGGGGCAAGAAGCAACCGAAGCGGUGCGAUCCACAGGGCUGGCUUUUCUUGCACCUUGGGUCACGCCUCCUUGGCGACAAAGCGCCUAGCCUUUGAUUGCUUCCAGUUAUUGCAGAACUUCCUGCCCUGGUGGAGAAGCUGGUCUCGCUUGGGUUCCGCUAAUUUCUGUCCUGAGGCGUGAGACUGAGUUCACAGGGUCCUGGGUCCCCGAACCAGGAACGGUUGAGGGAACACAAUCUGCAAGCCCCCGCGACCCAAGUGAGGGGCCCCGUGUUGGGGUCCUGCCUCCCCUUGCAUUCCCACCCCUUCGGGCUUUGAGUCUUCCUGGGGAACCCUUCGCCUGGAGAUGGCCGCGUUGAUGCGGUGCAAGGAUUCGUCCCGCUGCCUGCUCCUACUGGCCGCGGUGCUGAUGGUGGAGAGCUCACAGAUCGGCAGUUCGCGGGCCAAACUCAACUCCAUCAAGUCCUCUCUGGGCGGGGAGACGCCUGCUCAGGCCUCCAAUCGAUCUGCGGGCAUAUACCAAGGACUGGCAUUCGGCGGCAGUAAGAAGGGCAAAAACCUGGGGCAGGCCUAUCCUUGUAGCAGUGAUAAGGAGUGUGAAGUUGGGAGGUAUUGCCACAGUCCCCACCAAGGAUCAUCAGCCUGCAUGGUGUGUCGGAGAAAAAAGAAGCGCUGCCACCGAGAUGGCAUGUGCUGCCCCGGUACCCGCUGCAAUAACGGUAUCUGUAUCCCAGUUACUGAAAGCAUCUUAACCCCUCACAUCCCAGCUCUGGAUGGCACUCGGCACAGAGAUCGAAACCACGGUCAUUACUCAAACCAUGACUUGGGAUGGCAGAAUCUAGGAAGACCACACACUAAGAUGUCACAUAUAAAAGGGCAUGAAGGAGACCCCUGCCUACGAUCAUCAGACUGCAUCGAAGGGUUUUGCUGUGCUCGUCAUUUCUGGACCAAAAUCUGCAAACCGGUACUCCAUCAGGGGGAAGUCUGUACCAAACAACGCAAGAAGGGCUCCCAUGGGCUGGAAAUUUUCCAGCGGUGCGACUGUGCGAAGGGCCUGUCUUGCAAAGUAUGGAAAGACGCCACCUACUCCUCCAAAGCCAGACUCCAUGUGUGUCAGAAAAUUUGAUCACCAUUGAGGAACAUCAUCAAUUGCAGACUGUGAAUUUGUGUAUUUAAUGCAUUAUAGCAUGGUGGAAAAUAAGGUUCAGAUGCAGAAGAAUGGCUAAAAUAAGAAAUGUGAUAAGAAUGCAGAUCACAAAAAGAGAGAAAGAAAACAUGGACUGAAUAGAUUAGAAUGGGUGACAAAUGCAGUGCAGCCAGUGUUUCCAUUAUGCAACUUGUCUCUGUAAAUAAUGUACACAUUUGUGGAAAAUGCUAUUAUUAAGAGAAAAAGCACACAGUGGAAAUUACUGACGAGUAGCAUGUGACUUUCCAAGAGUUUAGGUUGUGCUGGAGGAGAGGCUUCCUUCAGAUUGCUGAUUGCUUAUACAAAUAACCUACAUGCCAGAUUUCUAUUCAAAGUUAGAGUUUAACAAAAUACUCCUAGAAUAACUUGUUAUACAAUAGGUUCUAAAAAUAAAAUUGCUAAACAAGAAAUGAAAACAUGGAGCAUAGUUAAUUUACAACAGAAAAUUAUCUUUUAAUUUGUAACACUACUUCUGCUGUUCAAUCAAGAGUCUUGGUAGACAAGAAAAAAAUCAGUCAAUAUUUCCAAAUAAUUGCAAAAUAAUCGCCAGUUGUUUAUGAAGGCCUUUAGGAAGACAAAUAAAUAAUAAACAGCCACAAAAACAUUUUUUCAAAAUUUUAGUUUUACCUGUAAUUAAUAAGAACUGAUAUAAGACAAAAACAAUUCCUUCAGAUUCUGUGGAAUGACAGUAUAUCUCUCUAUCCUAUGUGAUUCCUAUUCUGAAUGCAUUUUAGUUUCCAAACUAUACCCAUAAAUUGUGACUAGUAAAAUACUUGCACAGAGCAGAAUUUUCAUAGAUGGCAAAAAAAAUUAAAGAUGUCCAAGAUAUGUGGGAAACCAGCUAACAGAGAGAUCAAUAUUUCUUAAAGAUUUGCCAUAACCUAUGUUUUGAUAGAACUAGAUUGUUAAAUACACAUAUUCAUACACACUCUGUGGUAAUAGAGAGUUGAGCUGGAUCUGUACUGCACUGGAGCAAGCAAGAAAAUUGGGAAAACUUUUUCGUUUGUUCAGGUUUUGGCAACACAUAGUUCAUAUGUCUGAGGCACAAGUUGACUAUUCAUCUUUGAAACCAGGGGAUGCACAGUCUCAGUGAAGAGCUGCAUGGGAUUUGCUAUCACAAUAUUUACUACACAAAUGAAUUCAGUGUGAGGUCAUGUGUCCAUACUACCCUCAAAUUAUUUAUUUUAUAGUGCUGAGAUCCUCAAAUAAUCUCAAUUUCAGGAGGUUUCACAAAUGGACUCCUGAAGUAGACAGAGUAGUGAGGUUCCAUUGCCCUCUAUAAGCUUCUGACUAGCCAAUGGCAUCAUCCAAUUUUCUUCCCAAACCUCUGCAGCAUCUGCUUUAUUGCCAAAGGGCUAGUUUCUGUUUUCUGCAGCCAUUGCAGUUAAAAAAUAUAAGUAAGAUAACUUGUAAAAUCUGCAUAUUGCUAAUCUCUAGACACCACAGUUUCUAAAUUCUUUGAAACCACUUUACUACUUUUUUUUUUUACUUAACUCAGUUCUAAAUAUUUUGUCUAGAGCACAAUAGAAUAAAAGGUUAUCUUAUAGUCGUGACUUUAAUCUUUUGUAGACCACAAUUCACUUUUUAGUUUUCUUUUACUUAAAUCCCAUCUGCAGUCUCAAAUUUAAGUCCUCCCAGUAGAAAUUCAGUUUGAGCCUGUAUAUCUAUUAAAAAUUUCAGCUUCCCACAUAUAUUUACUAAGAUGAUUAAGAUUUACAUUUUCUGCACAGUUCUGCAAAAACAAAAAUUAUAAACUAGUCUAUCCAAGAACCAAAGUUUGUAUAAACAGGUUGCUAUAAGCUUGGUGAAAUGAAAAUGGAACAUUUCAGUCAAACAUUUCCUAUAUAACAAUUAUUAUAUUUGCAAUUUGGUUUCUACAAUAUUUUUCUUAUGUUCACCCUUUUAAAAAUUAUUAUUUGAAGUAAUUUAUUUACAGGAAAUGUUAAUGAGAUGUAUUUUCUUAUAGAGAUAUUUCUUACAGAAAGCUUUGUAGCAGAAUAUAUUUGCAGCUGUUGACUUUGUAAUUUAGGAAAAAUGUAUAAUAAGAUAAAAUAUAUUAAAUUUUUCUCCUCUAAAAACUGAA
Chlorocebus sabaeus (green monkey) is the source of this 3687-nucleotide messenger RNA. It is a transcript of the gene DKK2, whose product is annotated as dickkopf WNT signaling pathway inhibitor 2. Lineage: Eukaryota; Metazoa; Chordata; Mammalia; Primates; Cercopithecidae. Gene Ontology annotation, cellular component: extracellular region. The record is from RefSeq and is a predicted model, not a curated record. Gene Ontology annotation, biological process: negative regulation of canonical Wnt signaling pathway; multicellular organism development. Gene Ontology annotation, molecular function: co-receptor binding; receptor antagonist activity.